AUGGGGAGACGUGCAAAAAUAAAUUCAGCCUUUAAGAAAAAUACGGCAAAAUUGAACGACAAUGAAGAGUUGCGAUCGAUAAAACUGUCAGCGCCUUCGGUAUUCAAGUCUGAAUAUUCGGAAGCGCUAACAGAGCAUUUUUUCCAUAAAUGCUACAAUGGUACAGUAAUAUGCUACCUAGGUUCGACAUUGUUUUUAUAUGUUGUCAACCUUGCAGCAGAUAACGAUGAUCGGCAAUAUUUCAUUGACAGUGAUGGAAAAAAUGUUAUACGUGAGUGUUUCGCCGCCGUAUCACGAGAAAAUUCGGAAAAUCCAAAACAACCGAAAAUACCACGUGGAUUCCUUGAAAUGAUUGCCGAUGAUCAAUUUGAAUGGCCAAAUAAUAUAUUGGAGAGCUUCUUGCAAAUGAUUCGCUAUCAAUUGAACGAAGACCCUAAUCGGCUCAUAAAAUUUGAUGGCAUUGACAUAAGAAAUGCAAAGAACAAUCUUAUGUUCAAUCAAGAUUGUACCGGAGGCGAUCAACACCGAACGAACAAAAUGAAUGAGUUGUAUGAACAAGUCGCCGUACGCUGUUUACCAUCAUUUCGCGAAUAUUUGUCAAUGAUUGAAUACAUCGAGAAAAAGUGGUUUGAAUCGUUGUGGUUUUUCAUCUUCAUUCAACGUGAAAUAAGUAUAUUUUUGGAAGAGCAUCACGAUCUUGUGCAAUUAUGGCUACGACACCAACGCCAUCCGCUUUUUUAUUGCAAACCAUCCAAGCCAUUGCCACCAAAAAUAAGAAAUUUCACCGUCAUACCGAUAUGUGACUCGAAGUUGAAACACAUUAAAUUCGAUCAAGAUGAUUUGAUGAGCCUGCUGGCCCAAUGGAAAGUUGUGCCGAAGAUAUUUAACAAUGAUCAUGGAGGGCAUAAUAUGUAUAGCCGUAACUAUUACAAGGAGAACGAAGAUGAAGCAUGGGCCAUUUUGUUCAACAUGGACAAAAUCAACGAGAUCAAGAAACCGAACCAACAGUUUCAUCAUAUGAUAGUCUGCGAUAGCGUUUCCGCGUCGGUAUUGUACAGAACACCAAAGCCUGAGAUCGAGAAUACGGAGCUGCAUCGACAAAGAAUCAAGCAAAAACUCGAGAACAAUGAGUAUAAAUACAUCGUCGCAAUUGAUCCCGGUAUGAAAACAUACUUAGCCGGAAUUCGUCGGAAUAUUGAAGAUCGCACUGAGGAGAAUUUCAAGAUAUCUUCGAAGUCAUAUCAUUGGGGUGCCGGACAAAAAGUCAGAGACAAAAUGGGAAAGCGUAUGACUGCCAGAUUCACGCAACGAGAGCAAUUGGACCGUGAAAGCUAUCCAUCGAUACCAUCACCGCGAGGAAUCCGAUGGAGAAAUUACGUCAGGCAUCGAUUAACCAUGGUGAAAGAUGCAGUGGCUGCAUAUGCUCGGCGACGUUAUGCACGGCUUUCGUUUGACAAAUACAUCGGGUCACAAGGUGAGAAAGAUUGGCUGGCGAAAGUAAUAACAAAGAAUGAGCCAUCGCUUAUAAACAUCGGAGCAGUGGAUAUGGCACCCAAUUCACCAAUUGGCAUAAAAAAGGGAAAACGAUGCCCAGGUACACGGCAUCUUCAAUGCAGCGUUAAAAAACUUGGCCAUUCAGAUGUACACAAAGUGAAUGAAGAUUUCACAUCUCAACACUGUGCGAAUUGCCAGAAGAAAUUCCCGAUUCAAACACAAAAAUAUCGAUUCAAAGUUUGCCGUAACUGUACUCGCGAUGCACCAAUGCACCACAAGAAAUAGAACCGUAUAUCUCACUACCACGGCUAAUUGUGACGAAGAAGAGUCAACGACGCAAAAAGAAAGAUAGCUGCGUGAAGAAAUUGAUCGCAAGAGGCAUCAUGGAUCCAGCAAAUCAACCAGCAGAAUUUCAACCAGGGCGAUUAGAGUCAAAGAAAAUGUACUUUCUGAAAAACUGGCUACUAAACCCUGUGAAUGCAAUUCAAAUGGGAGGCGACGCUGAUAAAUAUCCGGAACAACAACAACAACAGCAACAUCAAAAACGAUUUUGCACCGUUUGGCAUCGAGACAUUGUUGCGGCUAGAUGCAUCAUGUACAAAGGUCUUUGUUACAUAUUCAAUUUGGAAAUGCACAACUCGUAUGUCAGAGCACCAGCACCUCCAAGA
Messenger RNA from Contarinia nasturtii (swede midge), 2162 nucleotides. RefSeq lists its product as uncharacterized. The coding region runs from base 1 to 1779 and encodes 592 amino acids. The record is from RefSeq and is a predicted model, not a curated record. The transcript is spliced from 5 exons. NCBI's taxonomy places the organism in Eukaryota, Metazoa, Arthropoda, Insecta, Diptera, Cecidomyiidae.